Saccoglossus kowalevskii is the source of this 2828-nucleotide messenger RNA. RefSeq lists its product as uncharacterized. Gene Ontology annotation, biological process: regulation of transcription by RNA polymerase II. Lineage: Eukaryota; Metazoa; Hemichordata; Enteropneusta; Harrimaniidae. Gene Ontology annotation, molecular function: DNA-binding transcription factor activity, RNA polymerase II-specific; RNA polymerase II cis-regulatory region sequence-specific DNA binding. The record is from RefSeq and is a predicted model, not a curated record.
ACAUUAAGACUGAUGAAGCUGAGAGACCGGUAUUGACGUUACAACAAAAUCUGAUUCCAUUUCAAACAAGUAGAAAUAUAACAGAUAUAAAGAUGGCUGAAUGUUACAUAGGUACAAAGAUGGCUAGCCAAGAGGUGGAAAGUGAUAAAGAGGUGAAAGACGAUUCAGAGAAGAAAAUGGUUAUGUUAUUUGGGAUUGAAAAAGAGUUAAUGAAUGAUGAUGAUACAGAAUGUGUAUCUGACCAGGACAUUGAGGAAUCAGAUGUGGAACAAACAAACAAUGGAGGAGAGAAUGUAGAAACAGAUAUGUUAGGUCAGAGGUCAGAUAUUAGGGCAAGUAAAGUCAAGAUUUUUACCCCUUCUAAUGAGAGACGUAGACGACCAAGAAUGAAAGCUGAACCUGUGGUAGAAAUAGAAAAAACAGAAAUGCUUAAUUUACGAGGUGCUCAAAAACGGAAAGCUAGUUUGAAACGGGCACAGCGAGAAAAACAAUUAGUGGAUGAAGAAGCUUUAAAUGAACCUGAGAUAGAAACACCAAAAAGAAAACGCAGAAGAAAAACAUCAGGAAAGAUUCGAGGAAAGAAACAUCUAUGUGAUGUAUGUCAGAAAGUAUUUAAAGAUAAAUGGCACUUACAGCGACAUAUGUUUACACAUUCUGAUGAAAAACCAUUUAGUUGUGAAGCCUGUGGUAAAAACUUUAAAUCACCUGUAAAUUUACGUGAACAUCAACUGAUACAUCAAGACAAACUGAUAUUUAUAUGUGAGGUAUGCAGCAAAGGAUUUGCUACAAAGCAUCAAUUAGAUUGGCAUGUAAAGAAAUAUCAUACCAAGGCCAAAGGUCAUCGAUGUGAAAUAUGUGACCAACAUUUCUCACGUAAUACAGCAUUAAGGGUACACAAAGAAGUUCAUGCAACAGAAGAAGAAAAACAAUUUCCAUGUCAGAUAUGUGGAGAACGCUUUGCUUUUGUUGCUGGAUACUGUAUGCAUCAAAAAACACAGCAUGGUGCCAAAACAUAUGCAUGUCCAGUGUGUGGUAAAACAUCAUCUGUGAUGCUGAGUUUGGAAACUCAUGUAUCAGUACAUACUGGUGAGAAAAGAUACCAAUGUGAUGUGUGUGGUAAAGGAUACAUCUCUGAAGGUGGUCUAAAAUGGCAUCAGUCUACACAUGCUGCAGAACGACCUUUCAAAUGCACAGAAUGUACGGCUGCUUUUUAUACCAAAUAUGACUUACAAAAACAUACAUUAGUACACAGUGAUAACAAACAGUUUGUAUGCGAGACAUGUGGUAGUCAGUUUAAAAUGAAAAGCCAUCUUGCAGAACAUCAGAAACGACAUACAGGGGAACUAAUGAAGAAAUAUACCUGUCAAGAAUGUGGGUCUGGUUUCUACACACAGUCACAUUUGUCAAGACAUCUAGCAAUACAUACUGGUAUUAAACCUUAUGCUUGUAAUGUUUGUGGAAAGAAAUACAGUAGACAAGAUAAUCUCCGUGUACAUAUGAAAACACAUGGCAUUACUGUCAAACCAAAAAUGCCAAAAUAUAAAACUCGACCAAAAAUUACAACAACAAUACAUGCAGAAAGUGAAGUGUCUAGUAUAAGGGACAAUUCCAGUACAAAAAGUAGUCAAAGUAUGAACGCAGCUAAAGAUGAACAACUGACAAGUGUACAAAAUAUUGUCCCAAAUGUUGCUUCUACUGUUGCGAGUGAUGAACAGAGAACUGGUAGUAGUGUGUAUACUGGUAGACCUGACAUAUCAGCCACUGUAGAGAAACAUGAAACAAGCAAAGAUGAACCUUUGGCACAAACAGAGAGAAGUGACACAAGACAUGACAUAUCAGGCACUUUGGAGAAGCUUGAUAUGACGCAGAAUGUAUCAGGUGCUGUGGCCGAAGUAGAAAGACAUGAUCAUAUCUCAACAGAAAAAACUACACAGGCUGGAUCAUUAAGAUAUAAUGACCAGAGACGUAGUUCAGUUGGACAGGACCAUAUGCAGAGAUCUAUUGAGCAGGAUGCAAGACACAGUGUAGGAAGUGGUAGGACUAUUGAUUCUGGAGUGUUACACAACCUUGAGAUGCCUUCUCACAGUACAAAAGGAGGUCAAGAUAGAAGACAAAGUGUGACAAGCCCAAUAAAUCUGCCAAUCAGUGACACUAGACCGCUUAGUGGACAGGAUAGAAGGCACAGUGUCACAAGCCCCAUAAAUCCAUCAGAUUCAAGUAAGAUAGUUCAUAUCGAUGAGACAGCCAGUCUAAGGCAUGGUACACCUUCUUACAAUGAAGCAACUAAAAAUAUGCAGACCGAAAAACGUUAUUCUGAACUCCAUGAAGUUGGAAAGCACAGCUAUUCGGGUAUAAUAGAAUCUGAUGCAAGAAACCGUUAUCCAGAAAUGUCUGGUACAGAUACUACAAAGCGAUAUCCAGAACUUCACAGUGCUGAAAUGGAAACACGUUAUAGUGAACGCCUGACACCUCAUAUAGCUUACAGUGAUCAUGUGACUCCACCUCAAACAUCUGGGUAUCUCAGACAUCCAAUCACACAUGGCCCUGUACCAGAUGAAUUCUAUCGUAGACAACUGACCCAUUCAUUGUCAACCAAUCAAAACACUGGUCAUUCCCUACCAACCAAUCAGAAUGUUGGUCAUUCCAUGCAAGCCAAUCAGAAUGCAGGUCAUUCAUUGUCAGCCAAUCAAAAUACAGCCCAGGCAUACCAGGAACAAGUGGAGUAUCAGCGUAAUCAUAUGUAUAAUCAAAUGUAUCGUAACAUUGCUAAUGACCCUAAUGUUGUUUCUGUGGCAUCAGAAACAUUGAGGAAUCUACAGUGGUCCUAA